Messenger RNA from Cyclopterus lumpus (lumpfish), 2555 nucleotides. Its product is annotated as glutamate receptor 1-like. The record is from RefSeq and is a predicted model, not a curated record. The transcript is spliced from 18 exons. Bases 16 to 2535 code for a protein of 839 amino acids. Gene Ontology annotation, biological process: modulation of chemical synaptic transmission; monoatomic ion transport; synaptic transmission, glutamatergic. NCBI's taxonomy places the organism in Eukaryota, Metazoa, Chordata, Actinopteri, Perciformes, Cyclopteridae. Gene Ontology annotation, molecular function: AMPA glutamate receptor activity; transmitter-gated monoatomic ion channel activity involved in regulation of postsynaptic membrane potential. Gene Ontology annotation, cellular component: postsynaptic membrane; dendritic spine; AMPA glutamate receptor complex.
GUCCCACAGGUGGACAUGGUGGACACGGGGAGCAGCUUCUCCAUGACCUACGCCUUCUGCUCUCAGUUCUCAAAGGGCGUGUACGCCAUCUUGGGCGUGUACGACCGGCGCACAGUGAACAUGCUGCUGUCGUUCUGCGGCUCGCUGCACGUCUGCUUCGUGACGCCAUCUUUUCCGGUUCAGACCAACAACCAGUUCGUGCUGCAGCUUCGUCCUCGACUGCAGGAACCAGUGAUGAACCUGCUGGAGCACUUCCUGUGGAGCCGCUUCGUCUACAUGUACAGCGCCGACGCCGGCCUGUCGGUGCUGCAGAGGAUCCUGGACACGGCGGCCGAGCGGAGCUGGCAGGUGACCUCCGUGAACCUGGAUGUGCUGACAGAAGCCGGCUUCAUCAAGCUGCUGAUCGACAUCGACGUCAAGAAAGAGUUCCAGAUCGUCCUCGACUGUGAGCUGGAGCGGCUCAACUCCAUCCUCAACCUGAUUUCUGCUCAGAGAAGAAAUUUGAAGAACUACCACUUCCUCCUGGCCAAUCUGGGCUUCAUGGACCUGAACAUGACAGAGUUUCAGAAGCUGGGUCCCAACGUUACUGGUUUCCAGCUGGUGAACUGGUCCGAUCCGGUGGUGGAGAAGAUAGAACAGGACUGGCUGGACUUCGACAGUAAAGACCUCAAACUGGCCCGCAGGAAGCUGAGGUACACUGGAGCCCUGACCUAUGACGGGGUCAUUGUCAUGGCGACGGCCUUCCAGAACCUGCGGCGGCAGCGCAUCGACAUCUCUCGGCGUGGCAACGCCGGGGAAUGUCUGGCAAACCCUCCGGCCCCCUGGGGGCAGGGCAUCGACAUCCAGAGGGCCCUGCAGCAGGUGCGUCUGGAGGGGCUAACGGGUCGCGUGCAAUUUGAUGAGCGUGGACAUCGGACCAACUACACCCUGAGUGUGAUGGAGCUCAGCCCCACAGGGACCAGGAAGAUCGGCUACUGGAACGAGAAGAGGGGCUACGUGAACACGGCCGUCUACAAGCCGGUCAUGGAGGAGUUCCACGGGCUGCAGAACCGAACCUACGUGGUCACCACCAUACUGGAAGCCCCCUACAUGAUGCUGAAGAAGAACCACGAGCAGUUUGAGGGCAACGAGCGGUACGAGGGCUACUGCGCCGAGCUGGCGGCGGAGAUCGCCAAACACGUGGGCUUCGUAUACCGGCUGGAGCUGGUGGGCGACGGCAAGUACGGCGCCAGAGACGCCCAGACCAACAUGUGGAACGGCAUGGUGGGGGAACUGGUGUACGGGAAGGCGGACGUGGCCGUGGCACCGCUCACCAUCACCCUGGUGAGGGAGCAGGUGAUCGACUUCACCAAACCCUUCAUGUCUCUGGGGAUCUCCAUCAUGAUCAAGAAGCCCAUCAAGUCCAAACCCGGCGUGUUCUCCUUCCUCGACCCGCUGGCCUACGAGAUCUGGAUGUGCAUCGUGUUCGCCUACAUCGGGGUCAGCGUGGUGCUGUUCCUGGUGAGCCGGUUCAGUCCGUAUGAAUGGCAGGGGGGCGACUCAGAUGAUGAAGAUGAAACUCUGCCCUCCUCUUCCUCUCAACACAGCAAUGACUUUGGGAUCUUUAACUCUUUGUGGUUCUCUCUGGGCGCCUUCAUGCAGCAGGGCUGUGAUAUCUCGCCCAGAUCUCUCUCAGGCCGGAUAGUGGGAGGAGUCUGGUGGUUCUUCACCCUCAUCAUCAUCUCGUCCUACACAGCCAACCUGGCCGCCUUCCUGACGGUGGAGAGGAUGGUGUCCCCCAUCGAGGGCUCUGAGGACCUGGCCAAGCAGACGGAGAUCGCCUAUGGGACUCUGGACGGGGGCUCCACCAAGGAGUUCUUCAGGAGGUCAAAGAUCGCCGUCUUUGAGAAGAUGUGGUCCUACAUGCGAAGUGCGGACCCCACAGUGUUUGUGAAGAACACCAACGAGGGCGUGAUCCGGGUCCGGAAGUCCAAGGGGAAGUACGCCUACCUGCUGGAGUCGUCCAUGAACGAGUACAUCGAGCAGAGGAAGCCCUGCGACACCAUGAAAGUAGGAGGCAACCUGGACUCCAAGGGCUACGGGGUGGCCACGCCCAAAGGAUCGCCCCUCAGAAUCCCAGUAAACCUAGCGGUUCUGAAGCUCAAUGAACAAGCCGUCUUAGACAAGUUGAAAAACAAGUGGUGGUAUGACAAGGGGGAGUGUGGACACAAGGACUCCGGCAGAAAGGACAAGACGAGCGCUCUCAGUCUGAGCAACGUGGCCGGAGUGUUCUACAUCCUGAUUGGAGGGCUGGGCCUCGCCAUGCUGGUGGCGCUGGUCGAGUUCUGCUACAAGUCCCGGAUCGAGUCCAGGAGAAUGAAGGAGCUCAUCAACGCCGCCAUGAGCACCAGCCUCGGUGGGAUGGUGGGAGGAGGAGGAGGAGGAGGAGGAGAGAACGGACGAGUUGUGACCCACAGUUUCCCUAAAGCCGGAGCUCAAGGUCUCCCCUGCAUGAGCAAAGCUGCCGGCAUGGGACUCUCCUCCACGGGCAUGUGAUCAAAAGCUGACUCCUGAUU